Molecule: messenger RNA, 1217 nt
Organism: Thlaspi arvense
Lineage: Eukaryota; Viridiplantae; Streptophyta; Magnoliopsida; Brassicales; Brassicaceae
Source: the annotation of a GenBank genome assembly
AUCCAAUCCUUCUGUGAAUAUUAUAACUAAUUCCUGCUUCACAUAUAUAAAAACCUCGUUAAUCUUCAAAUUCUCUAACUACACAUACAUUCAUUUUCUUUUUUCUCUCAAAUAAUAAAUUCUCCACUCCAUUUUUUUUUUUGGUAAAAACAAAGACUUUCUAAAAUAUCCUAAAUUAAAUUUAUAUAAAAAAAAAUGACUUCGCAUGGUGAAGGAGUAGAAGAAGAACAAAUAUCAAGAAUUGAGCAAGGGACAGGAAAAGAUUGUCAUGGAGGAAUAGAGACAGUCGUAUGUACUUCUCCGAGCAUUGUUUGCCUUACCCAAAAGUUAAUAGCAGAGAUGAUUGGAACGUAUUUCAUAAUAUUUUCUGGAUGUGGAGUGGUGGUGGUGAAUGUGUUGUACGGUGGAAAAGUGACGUUUCCAGGGAUUUGUUUGACUUGGGGUCUCAUUGUUAUGGUCAUGAUUUACUCUGUUGGUCACAUUUCUGGCGCACAUUUUAACCCUGCGGUUACCGUCACUUUUGCCAUUUUCCGGCGGUUUCCCUGGUCUCAGGUACCAUCGUACAUAGGUGCACAACUUGCGGGAUCGUUACUAGCUAGUUUGACAUUGAGGCUAAUGUUCAAUUUGACACCAGAAGCUUUCUUUGGAACAACCCCUGCUGAUUCAUCCGUACGAGCCCUUGUCGCAGAGAUCAUUAUCUCAUUCCUCCUCAUGUUUGUCAUCUCCGGCGUUGCCACCGAUAGCCGAGCGAUUGGAGAAUUAGCUGGAAUUGCGGUUGGGAUAACUAUAAUGUUAAACGUCUUUGUAGCCGGACCAAUUUCGGGAGCAUCAAUGAACCCAGCAAGAAGUCUAGGACCAGCAAUAGUGAUGGGUAGAUAUAAAGGAAUUUGGGUUUACAUUGUUGGUCCUAUCAUCGGAAUUAUGGCCGGGGGUUUUGUUUACAACUUUAUCAGAUUUACGGAUAAGCCACUCCGAGAACUCACCAAAAGUGCUUCUUUUCUACGUAGCGUUUCUCCAAACAACAAUGCGAUCUAGUUCUUAGAGCUAGCUAACAAUAACGUGUACUUGUUGAAUAUUUUUAUACAUUCUUAAUUCUUUUAUUAGCUUAUAUGUUGUUAGAUCAAACCUGAAAACAUCACUUCAUAUUAUUGUGUAACCUAUGGACAAAAGAAAACGAUUUCCAAUUUUCCAUAAGAAAUAUUUUCUUAAACCUGAAA